AUGCGCAGCAUCUUCGUCUGCGGCAAUGCAGCAUCUGCUGCUGGACUCACUGCAGCAGCAGUUCGAGAGACAGGCACGGGGGACCUCGUCGUCGAGGCAGGCGCGCUGGUGCUGGCCGACGGGGGCGUUUGCUGCAUCGACGAACUGGACAAAAUGGCUGCUGCUGCAGCAGCAACAGGAGACACUGCUGCUUUAAUUGAAGCCAUGGAGCAGCAAACUGUCACUGUCUCCAAGGCCUCCUGCUGCUGCUGCUUGCCCGCAAGAACCACCUUAAUUGCUGCUGCAAACCCCAAAGAAGGACGGCUAGA
Messenger RNA from Eimeria tenella, 308 nucleotides. RefSeq names its product DNA replication licensing factor, putative. Lineage: Eukaryota; Apicomplexa; Conoidasida; Eucoccidiorida; Eimeriidae. Gene Ontology annotation, molecular function: single-stranded DNA helicase activity; single-stranded DNA binding; ATP binding. The transcript has 2 exons. Gene Ontology annotation, cellular component: nucleus; MCM complex. The record is from RefSeq and is a predicted model, not a curated record. The annotation marks the transcript as partial. Gene Ontology annotation, biological process: DNA replication.